AUGUCAGGUUGUUGGGUUUGACAUUACAUUUAUCUGCACUACAAGUCCUUUCUUACUACCGAUCUAGUAGCUUUGAUUAGCAAGUUUCAACUCCCAAGAUUGCGUUGCUUGAAUGGGUUGCAGGUUUGGGUCGCAUGUGUCCUGUUCAUUCAGGCAUGCAUCGAUCGCGAUGGCCAUUAAUUAAGAUUGGUUGGCCCUAUGCCCAUCAUGAUAAUGCAUCCACCAACCAUUUACUCAAGCCUCCAAUAAUUUAUAGACUUUAGUCAGUAAAACUCGUCUUAUGGUACAGUUCUAUCGUUAGGUCUCAUCAGUUGCUUAGGUGGUAUCUAUAGUUUAACCCGACUUUUAAUUAUAUCUGUUAAGGAAAGGAUAGCACACUUGUGUCUGAAGUCUUUACUGGUUUCAAAACUGUAAGAGCCAUGAUAUUUCUUUCCCGAAAUAUGUGCCUAUUAUUACAAAGCGAAAUGCAGAAGACAUGUUAAUUCCAUCUGAUUGUUACGAGGGUGUACCAAAUUUUUCUAGGCUUGAGCUGGCUUGCCCUUUUUCUGGCAUCUGUCUAUUUAUAGUUUAUACUCUAGUUUUUGUGCUCCUGAAGUACCCCGCUCAGUCCAGUCAUGCUGUUGUUACACUUACACCUUGAACUGACCUAUAGCACCAAUCAGCCUUCCCAAUUUGUUUUAUGCUUGCUUGUACCUUCAGCCAUGAGCCAGAAGCGCCUCCAUGGAUUCACCAAAAUGAGAGUUGCAAGACAAAAUAGCUGCAUGCCUCCUCCAGGGCAAUGUUGGUGGUCUACCAGCUGUUGAUUAGCUGGUGGAGGCAAACUUUUUCAUGCUUCUUGAGCCUCCAUAUUCUUCAAGUUUUGGUAUUUCUUAGUAUUAAUUCUUCUUUGCAGAGGAAGUUUUUGGCUGGAAGGGCGUGCAGCCCUCAAUGUUGUUGAUUGAAAUAUGCUACAAAAUUAGACAAUGCUUCGUUUUUUUAAAGAAAAGAUUACACAAUGUGUAAAUAGUGUUGGGCUUUUCUUUCAACAAGGCAUUAUCUCUCUUCUACGUUUGUGCAUGUUAUCAAUCUUCAUGUUUUGAGGAGUUGGGAUAAUAUUUAUUUGUUUGAUCAAACAUGCGUUGAGCAAUGGGAAACAGCUCGACAUCAAUUGAAGAGUUGAUUAACUAUUGUAGUUCUGGUGUUUGACAGACGUUGAUAUGUUCCUUUUCCUUGAAUACAUCUUGAAAUACAACAAAGGAAAUUAAUGAUGCGAGUCAUUCUGUAUUGCAUUUUGGGAAGUUUGUAAUAGUUUGUGUUUGUAUCUUGGUUAAUGCAGAUACUUUUGUCAAACAUGAUUUUAAGGCUCAUCUUAGGAUGGUUGUGGUGUCUCAUCCACAUGGCAAUCAGCCUCUUUGAUUUAUGGUCAUGCUUGAGUAAGAAACUAGAAUGCUACCUCAUUUCAUUUGAGUUGUUGUCCAAGUACCAAAUUCUACAUCUUGAGAGACUUAAGUGCUUGGGAGUGGUAGUGGAUAGCAGAGAAGCAAAGAACGUUAUGGAGGUCAAACAGCUUUUACACUGGUUCUCCACUGUUGGAAUCAAGUAUGUAGUUCUCUAUGACAUAGAAGGAGUAAUAAAGGAAUCAAUUGAACAUGGUAUUGAAACCUCAAGAGAUGAGAACACAAGUAAUUUUUCAAAUAUUUGUGCAAACACCAAGAGUUCACAUUGUAGCCAUGGAGGGAUGGUUAUAGAGUGUCUUUCUGGUUCUGAUGGCAAAGAAGGCAUUGCGAAAGCAGCAAACUUACUUUAUUCAGCUUCCUGCAAAGGCUGCAACAACUAUGCAACCUAUACUCACGGAUAUGAUAAAAUGGAUACUGUUUUUACAGAAGCUGACAUGGCUAGUGCAUUGAGAGCAGUAGGCAGCGGCGGACCAGAGCUUGAUCUUCUUCUUGUGUAUGGUCCAGUUAGAUGCCAUUUGGGAUUUCCUUCUUGGAGAUUACGUUACACAGAGAUAAUGCACAUGGGACCGCUGAAAUCAAUGAAAUACAGUUCCAUUGUGAAAGUCUUGUGUCAGUUCACACAGAAACAUCAAAAUUAUGGUACGUGAAGGUGGAUACAAAUGUAAACGAGGACCCAUUUGUUGUGUACAAGACCCAGCUUCCAGAACUGACCUCCGAUUAAAAGUAAAAAUCCUGUCGUAGCGGCUAUCCCCUUUAUGCUGCCUUUGUGUAGAGUCAAAGGGAACGUGUUGUGUGGUGAAACACUGAAAGCCCCCAUGGCUUAUGGCUUAAGGCAGCAUAUAUGCACGAGGAGCUUGUAUUUUAUUGUAGAAAACUGAAUUAACUCCCAUAGUUUAUUGUUGUACACUAUACUAUAUCAAAUGAAAGUUUGUGUGCCAAUUAAUUUUGUGCUUGAUGUUUUA
Panicum virgatum (switchgrass) is the source of this 2398-nucleotide messenger RNA. Its product is annotated as dehydrodolichyl diphosphate synthase complex subunit NUS1-like. NCBI's taxonomy places the organism in Eukaryota, Viridiplantae, Streptophyta, Magnoliopsida, Poales, Poaceae. The record is from RefSeq and is a predicted model, not a curated record. Gene Ontology annotation, molecular function: ditrans,polycis-polyprenyl diphosphate synthase [(2E,6E)-farnesyl diphosphate specific] activity. Gene Ontology annotation, cellular component: dehydrodolichyl diphosphate synthase complex; endoplasmic reticulum membrane. The transcript is spliced from 7 exons. Bases 1310 to 2083 code for a protein of 257 amino acids.